AUGCAGUUUGCUUUGGCUGUGGGUGCUACGGUGAUGGCGACCACCAGCACAGAAACCAAAGCGGAAAGACAACUCCCUUGGCGCUCAUUAUCUCAUAAACUAUCGCGACGGCCCAAAGGCCUGACCCUGGCUAGUCAGGUGUCAAUUUCGUGGUGGAAUGUAGGUGCGGCAUCCACUCAGUCGUAUUCUCUCAGAGCCAUUCGAACUGGCAGACUGGUUGCUUUCGCCGGUAUUUUGGACAAAUCGAGGGAUGCAUCACUGCCUUCAGUGGUCCAUUGUACCGUCCGUGCUUGUACAGCUCGUGGGUUACUUCUCAAGACCCUCUAUCGUGUCCAAGAGAAGAAUCAAUUCAUUGAGGAGAAGGAAGUUCAACCCAUUGUUGGUGACCGGGUAUUUGAAUUUGCCGGGAUGAAGAUGGCGUAUGAGAGGCUGGAGCAACAGCGCCAUUUCGCGAAGGUUUGCAUUCGAUUGCAAUGGAUCGCUGGCGCCUUUGGAGUUCCAUGA
Molecule: messenger RNA, 504 nt
Organism: Penicillium canariense
Lineage: Eukaryota; Fungi; Ascomycota; Eurotiomycetes; Eurotiales; Aspergillaceae
Product: zinc-binding alcohol dehydrogenase-like protein
Exons: 2
Coding region: 1-504 (167 amino acids)
Source: RefSeq, a predicted model, not a curated record